Messenger RNA from Monascus purpureus, 3108 nucleotides. NCBI's taxonomy places the organism in Eukaryota, Fungi, Ascomycota, Eurotiomycetes, Eurotiales, Aspergillaceae. The record is from the annotation of a GenBank genome assembly.
GUUUCCCGCUGCAAUUCACCCGCCAUGCCGGCUCCUACAACGACCCUCCUCAUCGAGGGCACCUUUACUGAACUCGCCGAGGAAUUUUCCCAGUACAUUGAUGCUCUGCGCAAGAAUGAGGAGGGUGCUGGUCUCCACGCCGAGGUCGCCCCUCUGCUCCAGCCCCUUCGCGAGCAGGAACAGGCCGGUGCAGAACCCGAUCUGAAACAACGGGAUGAGGUUCUGAAGAAGCUGGUUUCCGCGGCCGCCAUUUUGAAUUCGGCACCGGAGAAGGAAAUCAUUCCUGCCUACAAUCUUUUGAUCCAUCUCAUCCACCAAGCUUCUGAUGCUGAUAUGUUCCUUGCCCGCAUCUGCACCUAUCUCGCGAAGCCCAUCCAGACGCCUGCGCAGCACGGCCCCUCCUUGGCCAUCUCCAUCCUCACCACCGUCUUCAAUACCCUCGCUCCCUCCGAUUCCAGUCGCUACCACGUCCUGCUGGCUAUCGUGGCCGUGAUCCGCCAGUCCGGAUCUGGCCAUGCCUUUGACGCUCUCAAGCCCCAACUUGCAACUCAGCUGCCCAACUGGUUGGCCGUAUGGGAACUGGACGCGGAGGAGGCUAAGAAGCUACAUCUGGCUGUGGCUGAUGCCGCAGAAGCCUCUGGCGACGACGAGCUGGCUCACACGCACGUCGUUCAAGCUCUACAGACUAUCCCUGCUAACGAAGCUUCUAACAAGGAUUCUCGCGACCUGGCUGUCCGCGCCCUAGCAUCGGCCUUGAAACACCCAGCCAUCUUCGACUUCACACCGCUGACUGCUUCGGAUGCUAUCCAGGCGCUGCGAUCCAGCGACAGCACUCUCUUUGAGCUGCUUGAGAUCUUUACCUCGGACACUCUAGAUGCGUACCAAGAUUUCGUCUCCUCAACCCCGCUGUCUUCCAUUUCUGGUGGUGUUCUCGCCGACGCUGGUGAGGCUUUGCAGAACAAGAUGCGCCUUCUGACGCUGGCAUCUUUGGCUGCGUCGACUCCCUCUCGCUCUCUUCCCUAUGCCAGCAUCGCGUCGGCCCUGGGCGUGCCGACCGAGGGCGUCGAAAAGUGGGUCAUCGAUACGAUCCGUGUCGGCUUGGUGGAAGGCAAGCUGUCUCAGCUCCGAUCCGAGUUCCUCGUGCAUCGCGCUACCUACCGGGUCUUCGGCGAGAAGCAAUGGGCUGAAGUGCAAGGCCGUCUGAUGGUAUGGCGUCGCAGUCUCGAAAAUGUCCUGGGCGUUAUCCGGGCGGAACGGGAACGAUUCGUGCGCGAAGGACUCCAGGCCGCUGCCGAGGAAGCUAGCCAGGGUAAAACUGGAGAGAAAGGAGGGAAGGGUGCCGAUCGGAGACGCAAUCCUACACAGCAGCAACAGCAACCUCGGGAGGUAGACCUCGUUGGGGGAGGUGAUUAAUAAGAGAUCCUAAUGUCCUUGAUGUUCUUCUAUUACCAUUCUCUCUGCAGCUGUCUGUUCUCUCUUUUUCUCUGUCGUUUUCUUCCAGGCUUCAAUGUUCGGGGAUUCUGCUUUUUUUCCGCCCCUUCUCUAUCCCUUUUUUAUUAUUGUUUUUUUUUUUCUCUCUGCCUAGAAAAGUGUCCAGUCUGGCUGCAUUAUCGAUUACGAAUUGGACAGAUCAAUCGGAUCACGAGUCAUGUCAUGUCAUUCAGCUUUCAAAGUCUUCCAUAGACAGGAUGAGCUGGUCUUAUGUUAUGGUUUCUAAACCGGGAGGCGAAGAGAACAAAAAAGGUGUACCUAAAGGCAUGACGAAUAAUCCAGAAAGAAAAAAAGGUGAAUAACAAAGCCCUAUGUUUUUUUGGAAUCGCCAUACAUGUUUGUAGUUAUUUGGGAGUUUCUGAAUAGAAGUAUGUUUGAAUAUCCAAUUGAGAAGGGGGGAAUAUAUGAAUAUGUUUUAGGUUGAGUCUAUACACAAGAUGGUAAUGUGGAGAAUCAAAACAUGUUGAUAGAUACAAGAAACACAGCUAGAUUGGCGGCUGAACAUAACAAAGCACGGUCUAUAUGUGAUUAGAUUUUCGGAUGGAUAGGAUGAAUAUCCUUAACGGCAAUGGCCUCCUUGAUGUGGGCAUACACUUCAUCAACCUCGCCGGUGGCCUCGACAGAGACGACCUUUCCCUGUUUCCGGAAGGCAUCAACGACUGGCAUGCUGGUCUCAACGAAGACACGGAACCGUUUGCGAAUAGACUCAGCAUUAUCGUCGUCUCGACCCGACGUCUCCCCGCGCUUAAGCAAACGCUUCUCCAUCACAUCCUCAGGGCAGUUGAGGAACAGUGUAAACUCGGACUUGCACACGGUAUCUUCGAAGAAUACGGCCUGGUCAAGCUUCCGGGGGAAGCCAUCAAUGAGGAAACGGGGCUUUGAGGCUCCGCUAGGCUGGCUGCUGCGAUGAGCAAGGGCAUCGGCCAUGGCGUUCGACAACAGCGCCACGGUAAUCUCCAUGGGGACGAUCUUGCCAUCACGGAUGUAGGAGCGGAUGAGAUCGCCGUACUGGCUUCCCGGGCGGUUCUGUUCAGCACGCAGCAGAUCCCCGGCUGAGAGAUGAGUGAAGCCGUAAUCCUUGACCAAGUGGGCAGAUUGUGUUCCCUUGCCGCUACCGGGCCCGCCUAAGACGAAGACGACGGUGACAUCGGACGAGGAGAAGCGAGGGGUGGUGUUGUUCGAGGUCUGUGGGGGAGGAAGUUCCUCGGGGACGGGACCCGUUACCUCGUGAACGUUGGCCAUGUUGUUGUCGUUGUUGCCUCAAGAUUUCAGCCCCUGUACUUUCUAUUCCUGUUCCUGUUGGACGAUCUGAUUUUGACGAUUGGCGGUGCGGGACCUCACCAGGAAGACGUACGACCCGGUGCCGAUGGCGAUGAGAGCGACAAAGGGGAGGAUUUUGAACUGGGAGGAGGACGGGGAAGACGAAGACGAAUAGAAACGGUGGUGUUGUUGCUGCUGCAGGUGGGGUUGACGAAGGGAUCGCUGCAAGGAUCUGGUUGUCUGAUUCGCGCGGGAUGGAAAUGACGAAGGCACCGGAAAUGCGCAGCGAAGGACUGCAGGACGGACGGACAUUCCUGGAGGAGGCGCGAGAGAGAGCUGAAGUUGCUUUUCUGAAAU